Molecule: messenger RNA, 840 nt
Organism: Orussus abietinus
Lineage: Eukaryota; Metazoa; Arthropoda; Insecta; Hymenoptera; Orussidae
Product: chymotrypsin-2-like
Exons: 5
Coding region: 1-804 (267 amino acids)
Biological process (GO): proteolysis
Molecular function (GO): serine-type endopeptidase activity
Source: RefSeq, a predicted model, not a curated record
AUGGGCUGCCCAACAAUUGUCAUCCUCCUAUCAGUCGUCGGUUGGUCCCUGGGAGCUCUCACCACCCUCGAUGCGGGAUACGACUUUUCCCGCCAUGCUCCCGAGGGAAUCCCCAUGGCAAACGUGUCCCGUUCACGGAUAGUAGGGGGAAGUACAGCUGCAAUUGGUGCAUAUCCUUACCAAGUAUCAUUACGUCGCCGAGGGAAUCAUUUCUGCGGAGGGUCCAUCAUCGGCAACAGGUGGAUCUUGACCGCAGCCCAUUGCCUUGCAGGGUUGGGGCCAUACGACGUCCAGGUCGUCGUUGGUACCAACACCUUGCUCUCUGGAGGCACUAGGUACCAAUCAUCCAGGAUCAUCAUCCACCCUAGUUACGACUCCUACUUGAUCCGCAAUGACAUUGGACUGAUCCAACUCAGUCAAUCGAUUUCCUAUAACACUCGAGUCCAACCUAUUUCUCUGCCCAGGUCGAAUAUAAAUCAGGCCAAUUAUCCUGCCGUGGUGACCGGAUGGGGAAGGCUAUCGGCCCAGGGGCAACUUCCGAAUUACCUGCAGCAGCUCCGCACUCGCGUUCUUCAUCAACAAUCCUGCCUAAAUGUGAACUACCAAGUGACCAACGCCAACAUCUGCACUUUUCUACAGGCUGGACAGGGCAACUGCAACGGUGACUCUGGAGGACCUCUUGUUGCUGGUGGGGUGCAAAUCGGAAUCGUCUCAUGGGGAUUUCCUUGUGCUCGAGGCAUGCCUGAUGUGUACACGCGUGUGUGGAGUUACGUGUCGUGGAUUAGAAGUGUCGCCAGUUAUUAAAAAUUAACCCCGAUUUUGCCUUCUCACGUGUAAAUG